AUGCCUCCUCCCGAGAACGACGGCAACGACGGCUAUGACGCCGACACCGAGCAGAAGAAGCCGGCUACCACCGACAAGCGCAGCACCGACCGUGAAGACAGCCCCUCGUACAUCCCGCCCCUGCACGAACAGAGCGCCGAAGAAAGGGCUCUUCGUGCGGAGAUCAAGAUGGUCAAAGAGGAGAUCGCGUGGCACAAGGAGCUCAACAAGAGCCGGGCUGCGCGCGAGGAUCAGUCCGAGGGGGGAAACACGGAGGGGGUUGAGGGGUCGAAGGGGACGGAAGAAGUUGAGGGGUUGGAUUGA
This is a messenger RNA of Diplodia corticola, 303 nucleotides long. RefSeq lists its product as uncharacterized. The transcript has 2 exons. Lineage: Eukaryota; Fungi; Ascomycota; Dothideomycetes; Botryosphaeriales; Botryosphaeriaceae. The record is from RefSeq and is a predicted model, not a curated record. The coding region runs from base 1 to 303 and encodes 100 amino acids.